AUGCCGUCAUUCAAUCCAUUCUCGACCGUCACAGGCAAGCAUGCCGCUUCGCUUUUUGAAAUCAGACUAGACAAUGAUUUCAUCGUAUUUCGCGGAGGAGAGGACGAGUCUGCCGGUCAGAUCCUCAAGGGCGUCGUGGUGCUCUGCUUGCCUACGCCGCUCAAGAUCGAAGAUGUCCACCUGCGAUUGACUGGCACCCACAGAUUAACGUGGGAUUACUCCAAAACCGCCGCUUCUGGCGUCUCCAGCCAAAAAGUCGACAAGACCACCACACUGCUCCAACACCGCUGGGCUCCGUUUGUCGGUGGCACUGGUGGCAAGAACACCAUCUUGCCGGCCGGCAACUAUGAGUGGCCCUUUGAGUACACCCUGCCUGGCAACACCGCCGAGAGCGUUGAAGGCAUCCCCGAAGCGAGCAUCACCUACAAGCUGAAGGCUACCGUCGCCCGCGGCAAGCUCGCCUACGAUCUGCACGCUUACAAGGCGUUGCGCAUCAUCCGCACCCUCGAACCCGCCGCCCUCGAGUUCCUCCACGCCAUGAGCGUCGAGAACAUCUGGCCGAAUAAGGUCGACUACUCCAUUAUCAUCCCGCAAAAGGCUGUCGUCUUUGGUGCCACAGUACCAUUACAGAUGCGAUUUACACCUCUUCUCAAGGGACUCGAAAUGGGAGAGAUUUCAGUCAAAAUGUUGGAAAUUCGCGAGUGCACACUACAGGGUCCCACGGGCAACGUUUUCAAGGAACACCGGACAGAAAGAGAAGUAUCCAACUGGAAAUUCGACGUCGAACGCGACGAGCACUGGCACGAUACGAUCGAAGACACUGGCCAAGAGGGGUGGAUGGUUGAGAAGAAGCUGAACCUUCCCAAGAGACUGCGACAGUGUGUCCAGGAUCUCAACCACAACGGUAUCAAGGUCCGACACAAACUCAAGCUUGUUGUUGCGCUGAAGAACCCCGACGGUCACAUUUCAGAGCUCCGAGCCACUCUCCCCGUCUCCAUCUUCAUCUCUCCGAACAUGCCCCUUGACGAGCAUGGAGUUCUCGUCGACCAAGCUCCUGGCGCGCCCGCCCAGGCCGAAGUCACCCGCAUCGCACCGCCCGGCUACGGCGAGCAUGUCCUCGAUCAACUCUAUGAAGACGUCGACAUGAGCGGCUUCCAGACCCCAGCUAUCCAGUCUGGCUUCAGCAGUCCCUUCUACGCCCAAUCUCGCGCCGGCUCAUCAGAGAACCUUGCUUCUCUCGCCAUGAUGAACGGCCAUGGUGUUGCUCCCGCAGCACUGUCGCAUCGCCUGCAAAACGUGUCUCUCGAUCCCACGAACCGCAACACCUCCUUCAACUCAUUGAACGCCAUCACGGAGGACGUCGCAGCCCCGACAUCUGUCCCCACGGGAGAGAACUCGCAAUCACAAUCGGCAGCUUUGACCCGCCACAACAGUGCCGAGGAACAUCCCAACUCGCACUCCUCAGGACGCAACUCGCCUGAGCACCUCGACUUCCCUGACAUGGCUACCUUGAGCAAGGUACCUAGUUACACAACGGCCGUCAAGACUCCCCUUCGGCGGGGCCCGAGCAGUGACGCGCUCCCCGACUACUUCUCUGCCAUGAGCGCCCCAAACACGCCUCCUGCGAGCGAGGCUCCUGUUGCAGACCCGCUUGGCAUGAUUCCUGAGCAUGAGGGUGGCGGCAGUGAGCCGACUACCCCAGGUGGUUCGCACCGCUCAUGGCAUCGCCCUCAGAGCAUGAGCAACCUGCUCCAGGCUGUGCAGGGCGGCGGCGAUGAUCGCCGAAUCCAUCUCAUUCAGGGACGGGAGAGAGUUUACUAA
This is a messenger RNA of Colletotrichum acutatum, 1821 nucleotides long. Its product is annotated as arrestin domain-containing protein. The transcript is spliced from 4 exons. The coding region runs from base 1 to 1821 and encodes 606 amino acids. Gene Ontology annotation, biological process: ubiquitin-dependent endocytosis. The record is from RefSeq and is a predicted model, not a curated record. Gene Ontology annotation, cellular component: cytoplasm; cytosol; plasma membrane. Lineage: Eukaryota; Fungi; Ascomycota; Sordariomycetes; Glomerellales; Glomerellaceae. Gene Ontology annotation, molecular function: ubiquitin protein ligase binding; protein-macromolecule adaptor activity.